AUGACUGGCAUUUAUCAAUACUACCAUAACAAUACGGUCCUUAAGCUUCAUUAUGAACACAUUGGGAAAAAAGGACUGGACAGAUACAAGAAUGGGAUCAGGCCAGACACCAUUGCACUUCUUCUGAUCUGUGUACUUAUUGUUCUGGAGAAUGCCAUUGUGCUGGUGGCCAUCUGGAAGAACAAGAAGUUUCACCUUCCCAUGUACUACCUACUGGGCAACCUGGCUCUAUCAGACCUGCUGGCAGGGUUCACAUAUAUGGUCAAUAUCAUAAUGUCAGGGCCCAACACUCUGAAGUUAACCCCUGUGUUGUGGUUUGUAAGGGAGGGUGGUGUCUUUAUCACACUUGUUGCAUCUAUCAUUAGCCUUUUGGCUAUUGCCAUUGAGCGUCAUAUUACAAUGGUGAAGAUGAAGCCCUACCAUGGCACCAAACGCAACCGUAUGUUCACCUUGAUUGGCGCCAGCUGGGCACUUUCUGUGCUGCUUGGUGUGCUGCCCAUCAUGGGCUGGAACUGUGUAGGCGAGUUUGAUCUCUGUUCGACUGUUCUUCCACUUUACGCCAAGAGCUACAACUUGUUCUGUGUAACAGUCUUUAUCGUCAUCCUGCUGUCUAUAGUCAUUCUGUACGGACGCAUCUUCCACACCGUUAAGAGGAAUACGAAAAGACUGGACAGCCUGAGGCGCAAGAGCUUAAUACGACGAUCACAAAAAUACAUGGCCCUUCUAAAGACGGUUACCAUAGUCCUGGGUGUCUUCAUUGCGUGCUGGAUGCCCAUUUUUUUCCUCUUACUGCUAGACUUUGUAUGCAAAGCUACAGAAUGCCCCAUCCUGCUCCAGGCACAAUACUUUCUUGGGGUAGCCAUGAUAAACUCACUGAUUAACCCUAUCAUAUACACCCUGACAAGCAAGGACAUGCGCAAGGCCAUACUUAAGCUCCUCUGUCACCGCUGUCUGAUCACAGAAGAUGGUCAGGUCAGGAAGAUUGGUGUGCCCUUUUUGGAAUGUAGCCUCACAAAGACUGAGACAGCCAUCCACCGGGGUCUGGAGACUACAAUCUCUUCUGGAAAUGGUACAUCAUCUCCAGUCAGAAUCCUCAACGCAAACAUCAAAUCGGUCAAAGUAUGA
This is a messenger RNA of Trichomycterus rosablanca, 1125 nucleotides long. It is a transcript of the gene s1pr5b, whose product is annotated as sphingosine-1-phosphate receptor 5b. Bases 1 to 1125 code for a protein of 374 amino acids. Gene Ontology annotation, molecular function: sphingosine-1-phosphate receptor activity. The record is from RefSeq and is a predicted model, not a curated record. Gene Ontology annotation, cellular component: cytoplasm; plasma membrane. Gene Ontology annotation, biological process: regulation of metabolic process; adenylate cyclase-activating G protein-coupled receptor signaling pathway. NCBI's taxonomy places the organism in Eukaryota, Metazoa, Chordata, Actinopteri, Siluriformes, Trichomycteridae. The transcript has a single exon.